Molecule: messenger RNA, 2240 nt
Organism: Schistosoma mattheei
Lineage: Eukaryota; Metazoa; Platyhelminthes; Trematoda; Strigeidida; Schistosomatidae
Source: the annotation of a GenBank genome assembly
UAUUAAAGCGCGAAAGUGUGUCUUAAGUUGGUAAUGUCUCGUUCUCUGGUUAUAUUGAAAGAUAUCAAAAAUUGGAAUAUCUUCAGUGGGUUGUGUAUACGUCGACCCGCAGUUAUUGCACCAGAAUUAAAACCACUUGAGAAACAAGUAGCCAACUUAAUUGAAAAGGUCGACUUUGAGAGAAGCCACUUGUCGGCACAUGAAUUAAGACAUGAAAUUGAAACCAAAAGAAUUGCUAAUGCCCUUUCAAAUGGAAUAAGUAAUAAUGCACAAGAAUCACUUAUAACUGCUCGUGAAGCGGAAAUAAUGUGGGAGUUAGAAGCUGAGCAGUAUAAGCCAGCAGAAAGAUUGACAGAAAAUGAUAAAUCUGUAAAUUUAAAGUCCGCCUGGCGUGCGUUAGAUAAAUCUUUGUACUUGUUAGUCCAAUCCCCGAAAAAUGUAUCUAGUGGAUGGAAUCUUCCAACUGCACCAGUAUCCGAUGGAAAAAAUUUAAGACAGGUCGCUGAUUCUAUAGCAACAAGUUUAUUACCACCAAGAGCUAAAUGGUGUAUAUUUGGCAAUACACCAGUUGCUGUUUGGUUGACUAGAGAUAGAAAUAAAGAAGAUACUGGCACACAGGUAAGUAUAUAUUUACUAAGUACUAAUAGGUUUUUGUUUGUUUUUCAAAAAUAGUAGAAAUCAUCUAGUUGGGUGGUUUUCAGAGAUCUAUUUGAUUUUUAGAGGAAGUUUGUUUUUAUCAUAGGCUGACAUUUGGAGGAUCAUUGAGAUCUAGUUGUUUCGUCAUGGUUUGAAACUUUGGAUAUUCUGAACUGAAUGGUUAACUCGUGAAGCUUUCAUUCUUUCUAGACAUUAUCUCUACCAUACCCUCUGCUUUGUAGUGAUCAGGCUUGUAUAUCCGUAUUGCUAAAUCAAACUAUAUUAUUACUAUUAUUAUUAAUGGCUUUAUUCAAUAUUAUCUUCUUGGUACAAUAUAGAAUUCUCAGCACAGGAUAUUGGUUUCUUCAAGUUCUACCAGUUCCAAAAGUAGAGCUGAAGACAACUCAAAGUCUGAGGGCAAAGGUGUACUGCCAGCUGUAUAGAAAUAUGACAUCUGCAGGUUCGUGGACACGGUGAGUCCACCUAGGGGAGUUGGACAACCCUGAUUCCAAAUCAAUGGUGCACAUGGGCUCCAGUAUCCUGAAGGAACAAAUGGCGUAUGAACUAAUCGUUGGUCACCGGCUACCAUAGGACUGCAUCUCCUUACGAUGCUCCACUGCUUUGUGGAUCAGAACUUCAGGUCGAAGGCUCCGUGUGUGGCCCCUAAGAAAACCACCUGCUUCGGUUUGGGCACCAGGGCAGUAUCACAGCCCUCACAUAUAUCGAAUGAGAUUUUUGUGGCGCAUAUGCAUUCGGUGCCUCCUUGUACCAAUGUUUAUGUGUCUAAAUAAAUAGACUAGUGUAAGCGAUCCAGUGUCGUAUGUAUUAUGAUUUAUUGUGGUAUGUGCUACUGAUAUCGAUAGAUAUAAGUAGUAUGUAUCACCAAUCGAAAUUUAAAUGCCUAAAGGCAGAAGAUCGAAGGAAAGAGUACGAGAACAGAGAAUGAUUAGUGUGGAAACGUAGGAAUAAUCAAAUCUGAGACGACUGAUUGACAUUUCGCAAAUAAAGUAUUUACUGUAUGGUUUUUUUUGCAAUUUUGUGUUCAAAUUACAUUCGAUUGUCCCCACCUGUGUUUUCGUUCAGAACAAUGUGAGAUGAUUAGAAGAGGUGUGUCGCAUAUAUAUUUGGUGCCGCCUUGUACCAAUAUCCAUGUAUUCAAAUAAAUAAAUGAUAAUAAAAAUGACAUCUGCAAUGAUGAUGCCUCUCAACAACGGGUAAAGAUUGUCAAUGUUAGAAAAUAACACACCUAGCCUAGUACAGAUUUCUGUUGACAGAACAACAUAUUACCAAUCAUAAUGAUAUUCAUAUAUUCUCUUUCUGUUUAUUUUUAUAGGUAUACUUUUUCAAUGUCUACGUUGAUAGACAUUGGCAUGGUGAAGAUUUAAUUAUAAAUAAUGAUUUCAAUAUUAAUAAUUUUGCAUGGAUACCAAGAACUGAAUUUAAAAAAUUUAUUCAACCAAAAACACUUUUAAAAACUUUAAAAUCAUUCGCUAUUGACUAUUGAAUUCUUUAUUUAUUCUCUCUCGUCAUUGUACAGAAAUGAAAUUGUUGUAAAUAACUUUUUUUUUCUUCUCUACUUCAAAUAAAGUUAUAUUAAUGAAUGA